Messenger RNA from Drosophila kikkawai, 3014 nucleotides. It is a transcript of the gene Socs36E, whose product is annotated as Suppressor of cytokine signaling at 36E. Lineage: Eukaryota; Metazoa; Arthropoda; Insecta; Diptera; Drosophilidae. Gene Ontology annotation, molecular function: 1-phosphatidylinositol-3-kinase regulator activity. Gene Ontology annotation, biological process: phosphatidylinositol phosphate biosynthetic process; intracellular signal transduction. The record is from RefSeq and is a predicted model, not a curated record. Gene Ontology annotation, cellular component: phosphatidylinositol 3-kinase complex.
UGACAGUCACACUGAUGGUUCGGACCGAAACGGACGUGAAAAAAAAGAUACUCAGAUACAUUUUGGAGAAGAUAUUAACUUCUUCGUACGUGUGUGGCUUCGCCGUCGUCGUCGAGAGAGAGAGAGAGAAAUUGCACAAAUUGACGGAAUCGCGCACACAGUUGUUGAGGUCGUCGAGUGCAAUCACAGCCACCAGCUUUCCUGAUAUCCAAGAGUGCAAUUAGCGAGCGUGCGCGUAUCUGUGAGGUGCAGUGUUUCUCUGUGAGCUGUAUGUGCGUGUGUGUGUCUGUGUCGUCUCAGCAACAACAACAAAAUUAAAAUACAAGUUAAAUUCAAGAGAAAAAUCAUAAAGAAAAUACUUGCCAACUAAAAAAAAAAGAAAUAUGCUUAAAACACAGUUUGCACAAAGUGCCAACUAGCGUAAAAGUAUACCGAGAAAAUAGCAAACAGCAGCAAAUUAAAUUGAAAAUCAGAGAAAGCACAAAGGAAACCCAUCAGAAAUAAGACUCUGCUCUCACUUAGUGCUUCCAAUGGGUCAUCACUUCAGCAAGCCCAUUGUACGAGCCAAUAGCCAGGAUCAGAGACACAGCCCAAAAGCAGCCCCAGCAGCCAUCGUAGAGGCUAUUGGCCUGGACGAGGAGGAGCUCCAGGUGGAAGAGUUCCUUAGCGAGGACACCGCCGCAUCGCAGUCAGAAGUGCGUCAGAUUAUAAUUAAAAUUCAGUUGGCCAAGAUGGAGCAGCCGGUGGAGGAGCACCAGCAGUCGGAGGAGAACCAGGUAGCCGCCACAUUGUCUGCGGACGCGCUAAAUGCAAAUGGACAACAGCGGAUCGUGAACGUAACGCUGGAGAGGGGAGCGGGGGAGGGUGCCACCGAGGAGGUGGGUGUGGUGGGCAGUUCAGCGGAAGCGCCAAAAAAUAACAAUUUCGCGGGAAGCGUCGGCGCUGCGAUUAGUACUUUACAAUUGCACGAUGCCAACAGCAACAAUUGCCAUGAGGAACAACACAUAGCCGCUGUGGGAGACGGAGAAUCCCGAGAGGGAGCCGACAUCAACAACGACUACGACGACGACGACGACGAUGUGGUGGAUGAGUCGCUGCUGCGUCGACGCCGGAGCAACAGCCACCAACACAACGACAACGAAGCCGAAGCCGUUGAGUACUGCGAGGUGCUAGAGUCGCUGCCAGUUAGCAAUAUGUUGUCGUCGGCGACGCAACACACGAGCAAGCAAGGUUCCAGAAACACCAAUAAUAGCAACAGUUGCUGCCGCAGUCGCAGCAGUAAGACACUAUCCAUGGGAGCAGCCGCAUCCUCCUCCUCCAGCGCCGCCGCCGGAUCGGCGGCCACAUCCUCCAAGCGGCGCUGCUGCAAAUGCAAGUGCCGGGAUGCCUUCCGUGGACUCAGAGACAUGCUGCCCACAUCCGGUGGCAACAGCAGCAGCAGCAGUUCCGCUCACAACAAGAAGGAAUCUUCAGCGGCACCGGUGGCGACUGUUUCGCGGAAAUCCCGGACAGCGGAUCGACGUUCAACGCCGCCCACGCUGGGUGCCUCAAGCGGCGCCACACAGCACCGAUUGCAGAGCCAACGGAAGCGCAACUCGGUGGCUGUGCCUGAUGCAAGCCAUCAGCACCACCAGGUUAUCAUACGGAUUACAUCGCCAGGCUUUGUGGUGGAGUCACCCGGUGGCGGCAGAGUGACUGUGAUCACCGAACCUGCGCCGCUAACGCCACUGACUCCGCCCCAGACCCGACCCUUGACAAUGGCAUCCGUGUCCAGCGUUGGUCCCCGCAACCUGACAGUGCACUCGCAGAUCGAUUUUAUGCAUUGCCUGGUGCCCGAUCUGGAGAAGAUCACCAACAGCAGCUUCUACUGGGGCAAGAUGGACCGCUAUGAGGCGGAGCAUUUGCUGGAGGGCAAGCCGGAGGGCACAUUCCUGCUGCGCGACUCCGCCCAGGAGGAGUUCCUUUUCUCGGUCACAUUCCGCAAGUACGGCCGAUCGCUGCACGCCCGCAUCGAGCAGAGCGGUCACAAGUUCAGCUUCGACUGCCACGAUCCCUGCGUGUUUACGGCGCCCACGGUAACCGGCCUGCUGGAGCACUACAAGGACCCCGCCUGCGUCAUGUUCUUCGAGCCCUGCCUCACCAUACCCCUCCACCGGCGCCAGACCUUCUCCCUGCAGCAGCUGGCGCGAGCCACCAUUGUCUCCAAUACAAGCUACGAUGGGAUCAAUCAGCUGGAGCUGCCUGGACGGCUGAAGAGCUACCUCAAGGAGUACCAUUACAAGCAGAAGCUGCGCGUCAAGCCCAUCGACCAGAACACCCCAGUGCCGUACUACGGCGAUGUAUAGCGGGAGGAGCAGCAGGUGGGCUUCACCUACUACGAGGAUGUGGAGAGUGCCAGCGAGGAUGAUGACGAGGACGAUGAGGGUGUCAAUAUACGGGUGUCCUAUGUCCAGCAUGCCGAGGUGGUGGCCCAGCUGCAGCAGGCCACCACCAAUCAACCGCCAGCAGCUCCCCGUCGAGCCUUUCAUCUCCAGGAGCAGCUCAGCCGGCUGCCCACGCGCAUGGCAGCUGCCUUGGGCCGGAUGUCGGCCAAUCUCAAUUGCUAUCAGCCGGCGGCCAGGCUGGAACGCCGCACCACCUGAUGAAUGAGAAGCCGUAGGAAGAACAGAAACCAGAGAAACCAAAACUCAACCUGAGACAAUCCCAGUGCAUCGCAGCCACCAUAAACAUAAGCUACAAAAAGAGCCCAAAAAAAUCCGUAAAUAUCGCUCACUGUCCCGGAAAUCCCUUACCAACUUCUCAGAGAGGGCUAGGACCUCUCGAUUUGGGAGUGAGCGAUCGCGACUAGCUAAUUGUACUAUAAACUAAGUAUUAUUACCUAAAGCAACAACCCCCCAACUCUCCCUACAAUGAUAAGUAUUACAAGUAAUUUUGUAAUUUUUCGUUGUAUUUAUUUUUAUCAAUUACGGAAUCUAAAUUAUUGUAAAUAUAAUAUAUAUCUAUAUAUAUUUCAA